Molecule: messenger RNA, 582 nt
Organism: Anopheles nili
Lineage: Eukaryota; Metazoa; Arthropoda; Insecta; Diptera; Culicidae
Exons: 3
Coding region: 1-582 (193 amino acids)
Source: RefSeq, a predicted model, not a curated record
AUGAUUGCCUGCAAGCGCAGCGUGUUAUUUUUACUUGCAACAUGUGCCUUAUUAAAACUCUCGGAAGGCUUGCGAGUCAACUUUACGAUGUUUUCCAACUGCCAAGAUGUGAAACUCCCGUACGAUGAGAUGCCGAUAUCGCUGGGAACGGUGAAGUACGAUCGCGACAGUGAAGGAGUGUGCGAUACGCUUCACGCUGAGUACGAUGUCCGCGAAACAUCCGACACCGUCGAGUGGGAGCUCAUCCUUACGACCUACCAGUGUGAGCUGCAAAACGCGAUCGUUUGUCUGGAUAAUCCCAAGGAGUACAUCGAGCAAAUGCACUGCGAUCGGUUCCAUUCCGAUGAAACCGGACCGUGGCAUUUCAUUUCAAACUCAAUGACUAAUGGGGAUCGCUGUGGAAGACGCACUGGUCGCUUCAACCUGGACGCUGCCGUGUUGAAGAUGAAGUACUUGGAGCAGUACAUAGCGCAGGGCAAGGGAACCUAUCGAAUUCGGAUGCUUUUCCACAUUCCCGGCACCAACAUGGAUACGCUGAAUGUGCGAGGAUGUUGCGAGAUGGAUUUCGACGUGAUCGAUUGA